AUGGGCAAUGCUUGUCUCAUAGGACAACUAGACAAUGUGAAAUGGUUGAUAGAGAAUUUUGACAAUGUAUUGUUUGAUAUGAAGGAGGCAAUGAACAAUGCAUGUCGUGGAGGAAAACUAGACACAGUGAAAUGGUGGAUAGAGAAUUUUGACAACAAAGUAUUUCAUCUGAAGGAAGCAAUGGGCCAUGCUUGUCUCGUAGGACAACUAGACACAGUGAAAUGGUUGAUAGAGAAUUUUGACAACAAAGUAUUUGAUAUGAAGGAAGCAAUGGGCCAUGCUUGUCUCAUUGGACAACUAGACAAUGUGAAAUGGUACGGGUUGAUAGCGAAUUUAGGCAAUAAAUUAUUUGAUAUGCAGGAAGCUAUAAAUAGAGCGUGUGGUUCGAAAUACCUUGACCUAGUGGAAAGGUUGAUAAAGAAUUUUGACAAUAAACUAUUUGAUGUAAAGGAAGCAAUGAACAAUGCCUGUGAUUCAGAAAAUCCUGACAUAGUUAAAUGUUUGAUAGAGAAUUUUUACAACAAAUUAUUUGAUAUGAGAGAAGCAAUGAACAAUGCCUAUGGUUUGGUAAAUCUUGACAUAGUGAAAUGGUUGAUAUCAAAUUUUGAUUAUUUGAUAUGA
This is a messenger RNA of Mytilus trossulus (common blue mussel), 621 nucleotides long. RefSeq lists its product as uncharacterized. NCBI's taxonomy places the organism in Eukaryota, Metazoa, Mollusca, Bivalvia, Mytilida, Mytilidae. Gene Ontology annotation, molecular function: protein binding. Bases 1 to 621 code for a protein of 206 amino acids. The record is from RefSeq and is a predicted model, not a curated record. The transcript has a single exon.